GGGGUGAUCAGUGACGUAGCUUUUGUUGCAUGCGCCUCGAUGAGCUCAGACAAGCUUUUUCUUCAGGCCUGCUAUCUCGCUGAAUGCCUCUAAUCAUCUGGAAUUGAACGGGAUUACGCAGAUCCUGGUGCCACACCAUUCGGAAUUUGAAGGCUACCCUCGAAUACAAGAUGGGCACCAGUACUACCCAUGUCCGCUAUCCGUUUGUCAGCAGUGACUACGUCAUUAAAACAAAUCGAAAACAUCCAGAUUGCUCAAACCCCUAACCCGCAGACACUUUUGGGCUUUCACCGAGCUUCAUGAUUCCAGAAGGAGUGCGUCCAAUGCAAAUGUGUCGUCGGCACAAAGAGCGCCUCUGGAGUGGUCUCCUUGCUCGCCAUUGGUUGCAAGUUGUUCAAUAGCGCAGCGACGGCGUCGUAAAUCUCCCCUGCGAUUCACCGUCCCUCUCGAUGUGACAGCCUCCUACCUGUGUCUGUGCGGUUUUCAGCCAAAAAUCUCGCAAUCAUUGACAGACUACGGCCGCGGUGUUUAUCCAAACUGGGUUCUCGAGCCGAACACAAGGGGUACAAAGCCCGGCGUCCCUCCCACGGGGGUGGCUUUUGUUCCAGCUGUCCGAUGGCAGCCAAAUGAAUGUUUAAGUUGGACAUUCGUGUUCAAGCGGCCUGCCAAGUGUGAGUCAUCAUCGCUGACAACCCAGCCCAGUUAUUGUUCCGUUCAAAUCUGAUGAUACCUCCUGGGGAGAUUAGUGAAGUAUCCCCAAAGACAUUCCUCGCGACACUUUUGCUACGCAGAGCUGCCGAGAGAGCUGACGUCAUCACCUGCAGUUGAGCGGCAAACGGAAUGAGGAUCAACAGUACUGAACAAGAAGACGAGGCCCGAUCCAGAAGGGGCGAGCAGUCCCCACAUCCCCCGCGACAGAACGGCGUCGCCGGCCAAGAAACUGAACCACCUCCGACCAAAGCUGACGUGAUCCGAAGAACGCCUGGCUCGCCGGCAUCGCCUGCCCCGCGGCCCAAAAGAGACACCAUGAAGUCAGAGGAGAGGCAGCAACUGGCUAAGGAGAGGCGAGAGGAAAAAGCCAAAUAUCUCGAAGAGCUGAGCAAGUUACAAGCUGCCAAGAAGAGCCAGUGGCUGGAGAAGGAGGAGAGGGCACAGCAGCUGAGGGAGCAGCAGCUGGAGGAACGACGCAGGAGGCUGGAGGAGCAACGCGUCCUGGCGGAGAAACGCCGGGCCGCCCUUGAGGAGCGACAAAAGCAGAAGCUGGAGAAGAACAAGGAACGCUACGAGGCAGCCAUCCACCGUUCCGCCAAGAAGACGUGGGCCGAAAUCCGCCAACAGAGGUGGUCCUGGGCUGGCAACCAGAACGCCAACCAGAAAGAGAGCAGAUGCUCUCUCUCCACCGUCAACCUGCCCAAACACGUGGACUCGGCCCUAAACAAGCGUCUCUCCAAGUCCUCUGCCACGCUGUGGAACUCCCCCAGCAGAACCCGUAACGUUGCCCUGAGCCCGUGGGAGAGCAGCAUCGUGGACCGCCUGAUGACGCCCACCUUGUCUUUCCUGGCUCGGAGCCGCAGCGCCGCCAGCGUGCUCCCGAACGGAAAAGACGGACAGUCCCCGCUGUGCCCCCGCUCGUCGUCCGCCAGCCCCUUGACGCUGUGCGCCCACCAGCGCUGCUCCGAGCGCUGGAGGGUGACGUCCAGCACGCCCGACAUCACCCAACGCCAGCACAGACGGAGCUCCACACCUAUGGACAGAACCAAAAAGGAGAAGAAAGAUAAGGAGCGGGAGAACGAGAAAGAGAAAAAUGCCCUGACAAAGGAGAAGUUCCUCAAGAAGAGGCAAUCGCUUCCCAGCAUGAGACACAGAGCAGACCCGAGUCCGAGUCCGCUGUCGAGACCGCGGCCGUCAUCGCCCGCCAUGCCCAAAGGCAGGACCGCCUCGCCAAGUCCCGCCGCCUCCCCGAGGCCCCCCUCCACACGCAGCAGCCCGUCGACCCCCAAGGGACGGCCCAGGAGGGCGAGGACCCCCGCCAAGGUGGACCAUCGCACCUCUUCCCCCGUCCAGCUGGAGCGAGUGAGGGAACAUCGCAGGCCAAGCACCCCGGAGAACCACAGUCGGCGUGAGUGGCGGCAUGCAGCAGGAGAACAAGAUGUCCCUGUCACAUGUCCUCAAUUGUUGUUUGCGGUGUGGCCGCGCGGGUCCAUCAACUCUUGGUCAUCCUUUGCUUUUUCUCUCCUAGGUUCUCCUGUGAUUCCUGCCGUCAGAAACUCAAUGGCUUCCAGCAAAUCUGCCUCGCCGUCACCCGAGCCAUAUAUCAAGGACGUUCCCUCGGCGGCGCCGUCCCCCAAGCCCAUGGCGGGCACCAACAACCCAGAGGAGGCGGCCCGCAUCCUGGCAGAGAAACGGCGGCAGGCUCGCGAGCAACGCGAGAGGGAGGAGGAGGAUCGCCGAGAGCAGGAGGAGAAGGAAAGGGUUCUGAGAGAGGAGCGCCUGGCCAGGGAGGAGGAGGACAGGCGUCGGCGAGAGGAGGAGGCGCGAGCCAUGGCCGAGGAGCAGCAGAGGAGGGAUGAGGAGCAGCGGACGAGGGAGGAGGAGGAGGCCAGGGAGCGAGCCGUGGCCGAGCAGGAGGAGAACGUUCGGCUACAAAAGCAGAAAGAGGAAGCCGAGGCAAAAGCUCGCGAGGAGGCGGAGAAGCAGCGUCUGGAGAGGGAGAAGCACUUCCAGAAGGAGGAGCAGGAGAGGCUGGAGAGGAAAAAGCGUCUGGAGGAGAUUAUGAAGAGGACGCGUAAAUCGGAUGCAAGCGACAAGAAGGAGACUAAAUGCGCAUUGCCAGAGCCGCAUCCAGAGAGUGCAAAUGAGGUCAAAGAAUGCGAGCUCAACAUGGACAACAACAACAAGACGGAACAUGGACACAGCAGACAAAACCCCCCGGGCCAAACUCAGCUCAACGGGCUCCAGUCCAGCAGACGCGAGCGCAACGGCUUAUCGGCCAAAGUGGACGCAGCGGCGGCACACUUGGUGGAGGAUAUCAUCAUCAACGCCGCCAACGGCGCGCGGGGGCGCUCCGAGGCUGACGGCCACGACAUCCUGGCCUACGACGGCGAUGCCGCCGCCGCCUUUGUGAAGAAAGCGGCGCCGCUGAAAGCGCAGCACGUGGCAGAAGUGCUGUGAUCCGGCAGUUGCCGGCAGUGUCCAGCCCCUUUCACACAACCUGUGAAGAAAAAUAACAAAAACAAAACAUUAUUUUCCGCCUUUGGCGCUGAAGUCGGCGUGUGCACCUUCAUCCUGCGGACACGCUACACAUCACUAGCUUGUGUUGAACUGGAGGGGAAUAUUUUUGGGUGUGUAAAUAAAUGAGGGAAGCAAACAAGCCCACUAUUCAAAUACUCAUUCGAUGCAAUCAUAAUAAUAAUAAUAAUAACGUUAGCGCACAGCUUCAACAAAAUUGAAGUCACGCAUCUAUAAAGGGCAAAUCCGUAUAAAUACAGAUAUAUUCUGCUAUUUAAAAGCUAAAAGAUGUUGUUUUUUUUGUUUUGUUAGUUUUAAAUAAUGACAAACGUGCAUGACUCAAGUGUUCACUCAUGUGCUUUUCCGGACUGAUUUGUGUGAGCGCGCCGAUGCGCUCGGAAUAUAUUUGGACGCGCUGUCAGCUCCAUGAGGAGUCGUUUAACACGUCUUAUUAAAGACAAAACUCAACUGUC
Messenger RNA from Syngnathus acus (greater pipefish), 3701 nucleotides. RefSeq names its product MAP7 domain containing 1a (gene map7d1a). Lineage: Eukaryota; Metazoa; Chordata; Actinopteri; Syngnathiformes; Syngnathidae. Gene Ontology annotation, cellular component: microtubule cytoskeleton. Bases 841 to 3171 code for a protein of 776 amino acids. The transcript has 18 exons. The record is from RefSeq and is a predicted model, not a curated record. Gene Ontology annotation, biological process: microtubule cytoskeleton organization.